This is a messenger RNA of Brassica oleracea var. oleracea, 1012 nucleotides long. RefSeq names its product PRA1 family protein G2. NCBI's taxonomy places the organism in Eukaryota, Viridiplantae, Streptophyta, Magnoliopsida, Brassicales, Brassicaceae. Gene Ontology annotation, biological process: vesicle-mediated transport. The record is from RefSeq and is a predicted model, not a curated record. Gene Ontology annotation, cellular component: Golgi apparatus; endoplasmic reticulum. The transcript has a single exon. Bases 281 to 859 code for a protein of 192 amino acids.
GGUUCAUAGGGAACCAUAUUCUGAAUAACACAUCAAAAAAAAAAAGAUGAGCUUUUUAAAAGCGCAUAAAAUAAGUAGAGGAAGAAAGUGAUAAAUCAGUUAUUAAAUAAUUUAGAUGAGCUGGCGACAUUUGUAUGGUUGGUGAAAGGAAUGAUUUAGUGGUUGACUAAAAGUCGUUGGACACCUAUCAGUAUAAUUUUCACGGAGCCGCUAUAUACUCGGUGGCGUUUCGGGUCGGGCCGGGUCAAACCGGUUAACGAUAUCAGAGAAAGUCUUCUUAAUGGCUCCAACGAUUACGACGACGACGACGACGAUGGCACCAACCUACACAUCAAUUCCGAUCCCUACCGGCGACGUCAUCUCCCGAUCAAUCCACAAUCUCACUUCCGCUAUCUCUCGCCACCGUCCCUGGUCGGAACUUGUCUUUUCCGGCGCUUUCUGCUUCCCGGAGAGAUUCUCCUCUCUCCCCCUCCGAUCUCGGUCGAACUUCCGCUACUUCUCCGUCAACUACUCUCUCAUUAUCGGCACCUGCGCGGCGUUCUCUCUCGUCACAGCCAGUCCCGUCGCGCUAGUCGUCGUCGGAACGAUCAUCGCCUUGUGGCUUCUCCUUCACUUCUUCAGGGAAGACCCUCUUCUUCUCUGGGGGUUUCAGGUCGGUGAUCGGAUGGUGGUGUGUUUCCUGGUCUUAGCUUCCGUUUGGGCCUUGUGGUUUACAAGCUCCGCCGUGAGCUUGGCCGUAGGUGUCAGCGUUGGCUUGCUAUUGUGCACCGUUCACUCAUUAAUUAGGAACUCCGACGAACUUUUCCUUGAGGAAGACGAUGCUAUAACCGGAGGAUUGAUCGGGUCUAAUCGCCGGUGAAAUUUUAUGGAUGUUAAUUAUUUGUUUUUUUUUUUGGCUACCCUUAAAUUAUCAAAAUUUUCCAAAGAGGGCCAUAACUUUUUGUUUGUUUGAUUUCUUGUGAUUUGUAUUGUAAAUUUCUGAGGAUGAUCUGAAAACUGAUUUCUUGUUAUC